GUUCUCCGUCCCCUGGCAGACCUUCCUCUGGGGGCAGAGGAACCCAGCCUGCUUUCUCACCUGGGCCAGUCAGUGUCUUAUAAGCCCCUGCUUUCUGCCCAGAGAGCAGCCGGCCCUGGGCAGCAGGUUGCCAUUGAAUGGAUCGUGGGGUUGUGCACUCGUCCUGGGGCCACCUGGCUACCUGGGUUUCUGCUGAGCAUCCGUGACGCACCGCUGUCGUACUUUCCCUGCAGGUCCUUCAAGAGGAGCGAUCCUGUUAACCCGUACCACGUAGGUUCCGGCUACGUCUUUGCACCAGCCACCAGUGCCAACGAUAGUGAGAUAUCCAGCGACGCACUGACUGACGACUCCAUGUCCAUGACGGACAGUAGUGUAGAUGGAAUCCCUCCUUACCGCUUGGGGAGUAAGAAACAGCUCCAGAGAGAAAUGCAUCGCAGCGUGAAGGCCAAUGGCCAAGUGUCUCUACCUCAUUUCCCGAGAACCCACCGCCUGCCCAAGGAGAUGACCCCCGUGGACCCCGCCGCCUUCGCGGCCGAGCUGAUCUCCAGGCUGGAGAAACUGCAGCUGGAGCUGGCCCCCCCCCUGCUCACGGCCCCCCUCUGCUGCCUUCCCUUCCAGGAUGAAGAGAAGGAGGGGUCCGAGCUCGUGCUGGGCUUGCGGGAGGGGGCACCCCCCCAGCACCCCCUCUCCCUCCUGCCCUCCGGCAGCUACGAAGAGGACCCGCAGACCAUUCUGGACGACCACCUGUCCAGGGUCCUCAAGACCCCGGGCUGCCAGUCCCCCGGCGUGGGCCGCUCCAGCCCCCCCGCCUCGCCAGCCGGCUGCCCCCUCUUCGGGGCCAAGGGCUUCGUGACCAAGCAGACCACGAAGCACGUGCACCACCACUACAUCCACCACCACGCCGUCCCCAAGACCAAGGAGGAGAUGGAGGCGGAGGCCGCACAGCGGGUGCGCUGCUUCUGUCCCGGGGGCCCCGAGUAUUACUGCUACCCCAAGUGCAAAAGCCACCCCAAGGCUCCGGAGCCCGGGCCUGCCGAGCAGUUCGGCGCCCAAAGCACAAAAAAGGCCUCCCCCCUGGGCCACCUGUUUACCCAGGACCCUGCGAUGCCCCCCCUGACCCCUCCCAACACCCUGGCCCAGCUGGAGGAGGCCUGCCGCAGGCUGGCUGAGGUGUCUAAGCCCCCGAAGCAGCGGUGCUGCAUGGCCAGCCAGCAGAGGGACAGGAACCACGCGGCCACUGGUCAGACAGGAGCCGCGCCCUUCUCCACCCCCGGCCUGGCCGCAGAAGAUCACAAAGAGCCAAAGAAGCCAGCAGGGGUCCACGCGCUCCAGGCCAGCGAGCUGGUCGUCACGUACUUCUUCUGUGGAGAAGAGAUUCCAUACAGGAGGAUGCUGAAGGCUCAGAGCUUGACCCUGGGCCACUUUAAAGAGCAGCUCAGCAAAAAGGGAAAUUAUAGGUAUUACUUCAAAAAAGCCAGCGACGAGUUUGCCUGCGGCGCGGUGUUUGAGGAGGUCUGGGACGACGAGACGGUGCUCCCCAUGUACGAAGGCCGGAUCCUGGGCAAAGUGGAACGGAUCGACUGAGUCUGCGGGUCUGGCCGUGGCCGGCCGCGGGAGCCCCGCAAGCCGUCUGGGACGUGAGCCACCGCCAUGCAACACAAAGAAGGAAUUUAAAAAAAAAAUAAAAAUGAAGACAAAGUCUAGGGAAGAGCUGGCCACUGGGCCUUCGGAGGGUGGGGGGAGGGUGGUUUUUCAUUAUUCAUGGGCUGGGUACUGAGAUAAGAAGAGCCUGAACUAUUUAUUAAAACCAUGACCACUCCUGGCUAUUGAAGAUGCUGACUGUAUCUGAGAGACGGCCAUCCGUAAUAUAUGACUUCCUAGGGACCUGAACCCAUAAACUAAGAGAAACUGUGUAUAGCUUCCCUGAACAGGAGCCCUUCCUGAUAUUUAUUGAACAAGUGAUUACCCCUGCCCCCAGUUUAUGGAUAUGCUGCUUACGCCACGGAAGGGGAGGCAGGAAGUUUUCGGGGUUCUAUCUAAACUUGGGAGCGGAGCUCGGGGUGCAGGGAUGGUUUCUUCGUUACCAGAGGGAUCGCGCUCCGCCCUGCGUUUUCUCCAAGUGAAGAUAGACGUUUCUAGUGGUGCCCUGCCAUUGACACGCAGAAAUCGGUGCAUUUUUUUUUUUUCUGUGCUGCUGUAUUUUGUCAAAAAGGUCUUGAGGUUUGACUUACGUUGCAACAUCACCGCCACUUGGGGGUCACCUUGUUGGAUGUUCAUUGCUGAGUUGGGGGGAUUCUCCUGGGGACCCCAAGUCAUCCCGUAACGUCCUCCAGCUCCCCACCAAGGCCCAGCGCUCCGUGCCUGAGGCCCGCAAGAACCUCGAGGUUCACCGUGCGCUUAUUGGAAUAAAUCCUUCUAGCCCCCUUUUUUCUUUUUUUUCUUUUUUAAACUCUGGGCCACAGCCGUUCUGGAAACUACCCCUGCCCUGCAAAGAAGCGAAGAGCUGUGGGAAGACCUGGCAGCACCUUGUCCUCGACACCUUCGUUUGUCCUCCGGGUUUUUGUAUUAAGUUAAUCUGUACAUUCUGUUUGCCCCCGUUGCCUGUACUCUACGUCUGUAUAUAUCGUCCGGCGAAGGAGUAUUAAUCACUAUCUCUAGUGCUUGACUGAAUCAGUACAGUACCUGUACCUGCACGGUUCCCCAUCCGUGUGUCGCCCUAUAUUGAGGGCUCGAGCUUUCCCUUGUUUUUUGAAAGGGGUUUAUGUAUAAAUAUAUUUUAUGCCUUUUUAUUACAAGUCUUGUACUCAAUGACUUUUGCCAUGGCAUUUUGUUCUACUUAUACUGUAAAUUAUGCAUUAUAAAGAGUUCAUUUAAGGAAAAUUACUUGGUACAAUAAUUAUUGUAAUUAAGAGAUGUAGCCUUUAUUAAAAUUUUAUAUUUUUCAAAA
This is a messenger RNA of Myotis brandtii (Brandt's bat), 2947 nucleotides long. RefSeq names its product axin 2 (gene AXIN2). The record is from RefSeq and is a predicted model, not a curated record. Gene Ontology annotation, biological process: negative regulation of canonical Wnt signaling pathway. Lineage: Eukaryota; Metazoa; Chordata; Mammalia; Chiroptera; Vespertilionidae.